This is a messenger RNA of Funneliformis caledonium, 2397 nucleotides long. NCBI's taxonomy places the organism in Eukaryota, Fungi, Glomeromycota, Glomeromycetes, Glomerales, Glomeraceae. The record is from the annotation of a GenBank genome assembly.
AUGACGCAAUUGAAUGAACCUCGAAACAGAGGUUUGGGAACCCUUCAUGUUAUUCCGGAUGAUAUAUUUUCAGAACAUGUUUUGACCAAAUUAUCCGAUCAGGAUUUAGCUCAUUGUGCUCGAGUAUCCCGUUUUUUUUACGUAUUUUCGCGCGAUGAUCAGCUCUGGAAAAAGCAUUGCUUGGAUAAAUGGGGUAGCGAUCAUGGAGUCAUGCAAAAUUUUAUGUAUCGUGGAACUUGGUUGCUUACUUAUUUAUUCCCAACCAUGUUGAACGAAAUUGACGAGGCAAAGGUUUGGGCACAUCCAUUAUGUCGACUUUUACAAUUUCCUGAAAUUACGAGUCAUUACCUAUAUGCAAAAUGGUGUCGUUGUAAUAUGUUUCUUGGCAAAUUUGUACCGACACAAAAUUCUUCAUCAGACUCGAAAAUUUCUAUAGAAAAUGGAAUGGAAUUGACAAAAGAAAAGUUUGAGAAUUUAUAUGAUGCACAGUCAGUUCCAGCUUUGAUAAGAAAUGAUGGUUAUGGUAAGACCAUAUUCCGAGUAGCUAAUGAAAGAGGAGGAAGACAUCGAUAUCUACCGAUGUCCUUAGAAUCAUAUGUACGCUAUAUACGUUUACAACAUGACGAAACACCUUUAUAUAUUUUUGAUGCUAGCUUCGCUGAUAAAGAGCCGGAAAUGGCCGAUGCAUACGAAGUGCCAAAGUAUUUCAAAGAUGAUUUUUUUUCUGUUUUAUCGGAUAAAAGACCGCCAUAUCGAUGGGUUAUAAUCGGUCCUGCAAGGUCAGGUGCGUCUUGGCAUGUUGAUCCCGCUGGAACAUCAGCUUGGAAUAUAACCAUCGAAGGAAGGAAACGUUGGGCAUUGUAUCCACCACACAUUUUUCCUCCAGGGUUAAGCGUAUCUCGAACUGGUAAUAACGGUCAUCAGUCACUAUAUAAUACUGAUAUACUUGAUAAUGCAAAGGAUUCAGCAACUUCUUUAUUUUGGUUCCUUGAAGUUUAUCCUCAAUUACCACCGGAAAUGCGACCACUCGAGAUUAUACAAGAACCCGGGCAAACAAUUUUCAUUCCAAGUGGUUGGUGGCAUAUGGUCAUUAAUAUUGACGAUACCGUUGCAGUUACUCAAAACUUUGUCAAUAUUCAUAACCUUGAACAUAUGUGGGAAACUUUUCAUGAAAAAAUGCUAAAAACUUACCCUUAUCUUGAACCAUUUAUUGCGCGUAAAGUCUCUAUAUUUUCAGAUACAACUGAUGAUCCGGUUAUAAAAGAGGAAGGAUUUACUUCCAGAAUGGAUUUUCUUGAGGGAUUCCGAGAUAUAAAUUAUUGGCAUCCUAGAGUAAUUGAUAUAUUGGAAAGAUGUUCGUUAGAUAAAAAUGUUCCGAUAGAAGUUAUUUCACACGGACAGAAUCCAGUUUUCCGAAGUCCUACAGCAAUAAUAAAAUUUUAUUCUCAUAUAUUUAAUGGAGUCAAAACUUUUAACGCCGAAAUUCAGACUUAUUCUAUAAUUACUGAUCAUAUUCCCGAGAGAUAUAAAGGAUAUUUCUCGAAAAUUUUAGGGUCAGGUUAUUUAUUUAAUGAAAGCAUCGAAAGAAAUUAUAGAUGGCCUUACAUUGUAUUUGAAUCCGCCACUGAUGGUGGAAUAAGUCUCGCUGAAGUUAUUGCUGGAGGUGGUUCGAGUCCGAGUAAUGAAGUGAUCGACUUUUCUGUUGAAAUACUUCAUGCUUUACAUAGUUUACCAUCCGCUUGUAUUCCGGAAAAUACGAAGGGAACAACGCCUGAACAUCCAUUUCAUCAAUUUAUUCAACUUCAAAUAUCACGGGCAUCUAAAGUUCAUUCUGGAUGGUUGAUAUUUCCACUUCAUUUAAUUUCACAAAUUUCCUCAUAUUUACCAUCUUCAUCGUAUGAAUUGCAUAAUUCGGAACUUGAUGGACCACUAGCAGGUAUCUUACAUGGUGAUUUGAAUGCCGAAAAUAUAUUAGGUGUCGUUUUACCCUCCGCGGAUUCUUCAAACAACCUUGACCAUAAUAAUCAAGAGCAUCGUAAUAAUUGUUCAGAAGAUGAUGAUGACGAUGAACUAUUGGGUUAUUGGACACCUACGACGAUCAUCGAUUUUGGUGAUUCGCAAGUAUAUGGAGGUGAUCCAUUGUUCGAUUUGAUACCAAUUUAUAUUUCAGUAUUAAGAUGUUCAAAAUUAUUGUUGAAGGGAUUCAUAGAAAAAUAUAAUAAUGAAAUCGGAGGUAAACAAAAAAUAUCGUUAAGAAUGUUUAAAAGAAGAGCAAUGUGGUACACUUUAUUAUGGGAAUUUGAAGGAGCUGUGAGGUAUUUAAUUGGUCAUUUUCCUAAUGUUAGAGAAUGUAAAAAUUGGGAAGAAGUUGAAGAUUUGGUGUGGGGAAUUGAAUAA